Messenger RNA from Linum trigynum, 1866 nucleotides. The record is from the annotation of a GenBank genome assembly. Lineage: Eukaryota; Viridiplantae; Streptophyta; Magnoliopsida; Malpighiales; Linaceae.
AUGAGUUCACUCCAGAGACAUUUUCUGAGAAGGGUUGUUCAGGGUGUUGGUAGAGAGAGGAAGAGUCGUUGGAGUUUGAUUACUGAGAGGAAAAUGGCUAAUGUUGUGAAUGACGGUGGUGAUUCGACGGAGAAGAUCGUCAAUGGCGCCGUCGGGGGUGGUGGUGGUGUUGAGGACGUGUAUGGUGAGGAUUUCGCCACGGAGGAGCAGUUCCUAACCCCUUGGGCUGUCUCCAUUGCUAGUGGGUAUAAUUUGAUGAGGGAUCCAAGGCACAACAAAGGGACAGCAUUCACAGAGAAAGAGAGGGAUGCUCAUUACCUGAGAGGUCUUCUUCCCCCAGCCAUAUUCACUCAGGAACUUCAGGAAAAGAGGUUGAUGCACAACCUUCGUCAGUUCGAAGUUCCUCUCCAGAGAUACAUGGCCAUGAUGGAUCUUCAGGAGAGGAAUGAAAGGUUGUUCUACAAGCUUCUGAUUGAUAAUGUGGAAGAGCUUCUGCCAGUCGUGUAUACUCCUACAGUUGGCGAGGCUUGCCAGAAGUAUGGCAGCAUUUUCAGGCGUCCCCAGGGGCUUUAUAUCAGCUUGAAAGAGAAGGGAAAGAUUCUUGAAGUACUUAAGAACUGGCCAGAGAGGAACAUUCAGGUCAUUGUUGUUACUGAUGGUGAGCGGAUUCUUGGGCUUGGAGACCUUGGCUGCCAGGGAAUGGGAAUUCCCGUUGGGAAGCUUUCUCUGUAUACAGCACUCGGAGGAAUCCGUCCAUCAGCAUGCCUGCCAAUCACAAUUGAUGUUGGUACAAACAAUGAGAAGCUGUUGAAUGAUGAGUUCUACAUUGGUCUUAAACAAAGGAGGGCAACAGGACAGGAAUACGCUGAACUUCUGGAAGAGUUCAUGACUGCAGUUAAGCAAAAUUACGGGGAGAAAGUCUUGGUACAGUUUGAAGACUUUGCAAAUCACAAUGCAUUUGACCUUCUAGAGAAGUACACUCGGAGCCAUCUUGUUUUCAAUGAUGAUAUUCAGGGCACGGCAUCUGUAGUUCUGGCAGGGCUAAUUGCGGCUCUCAAGUUGGUUGGUGGAACCUUAGCAGACCAUAAGUUCCUCUUUCUGGGAGCUGGCGAGGCUGGUACUGGCAUAGCUGAGCUUAUAGCACUGGAAAUUUCCAAGCAGACGAAAGCUCCUGUAGAAGAGACCCGGAAGAAGAUUUGGCUUGUGGAUUCAAAGGGGCUCAUUGUUAGUUCUCGCAAGGAGUCCCUUCAGCAUUUUAAGAAGCCCUGGGCUCAUGACCAUGAACCUGUGAAGAACCUCCUAGAUGCUGUUAAGGCAAUCAAGCCAACAGUUUUGAUAGGAUCAUCUGGAGCUGGUAAAACAUUCACUAAGGAGGUGGUUGAGGCAAUGGCCUCCUUCAAUGAGAAACCACUGAUUCUUGCUCUCUCAAAUCCCACGUCUCAGUCGGAAUGUACAGCCGAGGAAGCAUACACAUGGAGCCAGGGUCGUGCCAUCUUUGCUAGUGGAAGUCCAUUCGACCCGGUCGAGUACAAUGGCACACUGAUGGUGCCAGGACAGGCAAACAAUGCAUACAUAUUCCCCGGGUUUGGUCUUGGGCUGAUCAUGUCUGGGGCGAUCCGUGUCCACGAUGACUUGCUCUUAGCAGCCUCGGAAGCUUUGGCAGUGCAGGUAGAAGAUGAGCAUUUCGAGAAGGGACUGAUAUAUCCACCAUUUACCAACAUAAGGAAGAUAUCAGCUAAUAUUGCUGCAAAGGUUGCUGAUAAGGCUUAUCAACUAGGUCUGGCCUCCCGCCUUCCUAGGCCAAAGGAUCUGGUGAAGCACGCUGAGAGCUGCAUGUACAGCCCUCUCUACAGGACUUAUCGUUGA